This is a messenger RNA of Ilex paraguariensis (yerba mate), 2394 nucleotides long. Lineage: Eukaryota; Viridiplantae; Streptophyta; Magnoliopsida; Aquifoliales; Aquifoliaceae. The record is from the annotation of a GenBank genome assembly.
UCUCUCAAAUAGUCCCGUUGGAUCAACUCUGCAACAUCUCCUCCAUGACAGACCUUUCUCUCUCAUCUCUCCUGCAAUGAAGAACCAUCCACAACCUCUUCUCCUACACCUACUACUGAUACUUUCAUCUCUCCAAUCCAUUUGCGCCAUCGACUUCGUCAGCAACGGCUUCAAUUCCUCCACUAUAUCUCUCUACGGCAACGCCACAAUCGAAUCUGGUUUUCUCUCUCUAACAAACGCCUCAAAUUUGACAAUCGGCCGAGCUCUAUACCCUUCAAAAAUCCGCACAAAAAACCAAAAUUCGUCCUAUGUAUUACCCUUUUCAACCUCUUUCAUUUUUGUUAUGGCUCCUUAUAGGAAUCGCCUUCCUGGGCAUGGAUUAGUUUUCCUGUUUGUUCCUCAUACAGGUAUUGAAGGUGUCGAACCAUCUCAGCAUUUGGGUCUGUUUAAUCUUACGAACGAUGGGGAUCAAAAUAACCAUGUUUUGGGUAUUGAGUUUGAUGUGUUUGAUAAUCAAGAAUUCAGAGAUCUCAAUGACAAUCAUGUUGGGAUUGAUGUGAAUUCAUUAACAUCUACGAGUGCUUAUGAGGCUGGGUAUUGGCCUGAUAAUCGGAAUUCUUUCAAGAAAUUGAAGCUGAACAAUGGCAAAAACUAUCAAGUUUGGAUUGAUUAUGCAGAUUUUCAUCUCAAUGUUACUAUGGCGCCAGUUGGGAUGAGAAGGCCUAGCAGGCCAUUAUUGAAUGUUUCACUUAAUCUCUCUCAAGUUUUUGAGGAUGAAAUGUAUGUUGGGUUUACUGCGGCUACUGGGGUUUUGGUUCAAAGUCACAAAAUCUUGGGUUGGAGUUAUAGUAAUUCGAAUUUUUCGCUAAGUGAAGCCUUAAUUACCAAGGGUUUGCCAUCGUUUGAGCUGCCAAAGAGUCCGGUUUAUCGAUCAGAAGGGUUUAUUGCAGUCAUGACUGUGGGAUUUUUCUUUAUUGUUGUUGUGUGUUCUGUAGUUUCUAUGUGUUUGAUUAAGAGGAAUAGAAGAAGAAAAAGGGAGAGAGAGGAAAUGGAAGAGUGGGAAUUGGAGUAUUGGCCACAUAGAAUUACUUACCAAGAAAUUGAUGGGGCAACAAAGAGUUUUUCUGAUGAAAAUGUGAUUGGAAUAGGAGGGAAUGGGAAGGUUUAUAAAGGGGUAUUGCCAGGAGGGGCAGAAGUUGCGGUGAAGCGCAUUUCACAUGAGAACAGUGAAGGAGUGAGGGAAUUCUUGGCAGAGAUUUCAAGCCUUGGAAGGCUAAAGCAUAGAAAUUUGGUGGGUUUAAGAGGUUGGUGUAAGAAGGAGAAAGGUAGCCUAAUUUUGGUUUAUGACUAUAUGGAAAAUGGUAGUUUGGAUAAGAGGCUAUUUGAAUGUGAUGAAAGCAAGAUGUUGAGUUGUGAAGAAAGAAUUAGAAUUUUGAAAGAUGUGGCUUCUGGGGUCUUGUACUUGCAUGAAGGGUGGGAGUCCAAAGUCCUACAUAGAGACAUUAAGGCCAGCAAUGUAUUACUCGACAAAGAAAUGAAUGCAAGGUUGGGGGAUUUUGGGUUAGCCAGAAUGCAUGGGCAUGGUGAGGUUGCUAGCACGACUCGUGUAGUUGGAACCGUAGGGUACUUGGCACCAGAAGUGAUUAGAAGUGGCCGUGCAUCAUCACAGACCGAUGUAUUUGGAUUUGGGGUCCUGAUUUUGGAGGUCAUGUGUGGUAGGAAGCCAAUUGAGGAAGGCAAACCACCUUUGGUAGAUUGGGUUUGGCAACUAAUGGGGCAAGGAGAAUUACUUAAUGCUCUUGAUGAGCGGUUGAGGGCUAAUGGAGGGUUCCAAGAAGAGCAAGUGGAGACAUUGCUUCAUUUAGGCUUGUUAUGUGCGUAUCCAGACCCUCGUGCUAGGCCAACAAUGAGACAAGUAGUAAAAGCCUUCCAAGGCAAGAAUGAGAUUGAUGAAUCGGAAGGUGAGGACAUGGAUAUCUACCUCCUUGACAAGAUGAAAUCUACGGAACUUUGGUCCCAAUAUGGGAGUUUUAGCCAUCGGUUACACCCAACAUUUGCAGAGAUCAGAGAGGGAUUGUCUUCUUCCAUGUCACUUUCUUGGUCCAAUACUACAGUUCAGGGGUCAAACAUGCUUGGGAAUCAAAGUGCAGAUGUUGGAGCAAGUGAGGUUCAUGUGCAAUUUUCUUAGGAUUAAGUGGGAAAGGUUUUGUUUCAAUAUUUGUACUUUAUUUAUACCUUAAUUCAUAUUCAUUGGGUUGGAUAUUGUUGAGAAAACUAGCUGUUAUUUCUUUUUUCUUUUUUUUGAUUUUUUGCUUGUGAGAAACAUAAUUAGGCAUGUUGGUGUACAUACAUAAGAUCUUUGAUGUACUAGUGGAAAAUUAAGCUUUAAUUCAU